AGUACUCUUCACCAGGCUUCUGCGGCCAAUAUGGCGGCGCAUGCGAGUACUUCAACAAAAUCCAGCCGAAAAAAAAGGAACUCUCUGAUGCAGCUUGAGUAGUAGCAUGUUAGCAAGGUCACUGGAGCUGGAAAAUCGAAAUGCGUUUUUCCCUCGUAAGAAAAGGACGUUUUGCUUUAGUUGAUUUCAGAAGAACGCUCUCUACCCUAAUAUCGUUUGACGAAGUCCAUGUUCGUGACAAGUUCAAAGCUCUAGGAAGCGGCGAUGUUACGGUAACUAAACUGCGGGGAAACCAGCAAGGGGUUGCAGUUAUAACACUCAUGAAUCCCGAGCGUAAAAAUGCUUUGACAGGCUAUAUGAUGGUGAAACUAGCCGAGGCUGUUGACGAACUUGAACAAUGGCAAGAUGGCAAAGCUCUUGUCUUACAUGGUAGUGAAGGAUAUUUUUGUUCGGGAGGUGAUUUAAGUGUUGUUAAGGCGAUCAAUACCCCGGAGGAAGGAAACAUCAUGUGUGCCUUCAUGCAAAGAACGCUUAGUCGGCUGGGAAGGCUUCCCCUUAUCAGCGUGGCUGCAGUUGAAGGGAGAGCAUUAGGCGGAGGGGCUGAGGUGAGUGCAGAAAUUAAUACCAUACAUGCAAGACAUGCCAGAGACAGAGUCAGGGGCGGGGUGCUGUGGUCCACCUACCCUUACCCCAUUUACAAUCCACCCUUUCUUUGAUAGCCCAGAUACCCCUGCCUGCCUUCUUUAACUUGGACACAGACUUUGUAUCUGUGUGAGCGAGUAGCAUUCCUCCAAGUAAAUCUAUCCUUCCUUGAAUGGGCCCAUCAAACAGACCAGGCAACUCCCAUGUAUUUGGGUCACAGUAUUUCCAUAGAUCAUUUUGUUCACAGUUUUCACUGAUAAGCCAUAUCCUUAUUAGCUGCCUCUCAAUCAAUAGCCUGCGUCACAGACGUAAUCUAAACCUGGCAAUAACAUCUGCAAAACAGCACUGAGAUCCUUAUUCUGGAUCCCAAAAGGACAGACUCAACAAAUUACAAAGAGUGGGUUUCGAAUUUCCCUUUAACCUAAUUGGCCUAUCAAACAAUAGCUUCUUUAACGGGCCAAUCAUGGCAUGUAUUCAAAUCCUGUUACACAGUUGGGGGCCCUGAACAAGGAUUUUGGCACUGUCUUGUAGAUGGACUUAACAGGAAGUUAGGUUUUGUCAGUGGUGCCAGCUGCCACUUAGGCAUUACAAGUCAUAGUAAUCAUCCUAUUGUUUUUUCACAUUAUAGCUGGCAGUAGCCUGUGAUUUCCGUCUCAUGUCCAAAACUGCAGAGAUCAGAUUUGUGCAAGUGAAGAUGGGCCUGACACCAGGGUGGGGUGGGGGAACUCGCCUUGUGAGGUUACUAGGGAAACAGCAAGCACUACAGCUACUAGGCAAAGGACAGAAAGUAGACCUGUCAUAUGGACGGCAGUUAGGUCUAGUUGAUGGUGAGCUGCCAACAAACCAGGUCAGACUUUGUUGUGAAGGAACUUUUAAAAGAACUCUAAAUGUCCAAUGUUUUCACUAUUAUAAUUUUUUUAUGUUAGAAGGGUGCACAACGUUUAUUAGGUUGGGAAAUUUGGAAAUUUAAUUUGAGAGUACAGUUUAUUUCUGCCUAAAGGCAGGUACAUACUGUGCUCAGAGUACACUGGUGCCAGUACCUGGGUCUGGACUUCUAAUGAACCUCCUGUAGGUCACGGCAACAUAGAACAUAUUGGGUAGACAAAUUACAGAAUUACAAAUUUAUGUACCCACGGAGCACUUAAGAGUUCUUACGAACUCAUUUGAAUGUGUCCAUGCAUUUCAGAUCGAAUUGGAAUUUGAAAGUGUUGGUUUUUGAGGAGAGGAGAAAACUGGACAUACACUACCCAGAGAAAAACCUCUCAGAGCAAGGGAGAGGACCAACAACACACCUGACCCACAUUAGGCAUUGAUGCUGGGAUUUGAACCCAGUUCUCCCAUUGGUGGGAGGCAAGUGCUCUUCCUACCACACCACCCUCCUCCCCCCUCCCUCCAAAGGUUGAUAACACAAUCACAUGAACACAUAUCUAGUUAUAAGCUUUAUUCUUCUUAGUGAGGUUUACAUCAACAGAAUAGGAGGCCAAGUAGAUAAAAUAAAUCUUUGAAACAAGUAGUUAAGAUUGUUGUCAACAUAGCAGGUUAAGUAAAUCCUAAUAGUUAAUUGGCAGGAGGCAGUCACGUAAGAUCUUUAUAAGGUGACCGAGGAAAUUCACCAACACUGAAGUAGAAAAAAACCCCUCAUGAUUUCUGAGAAACAGAUCGUCUUCUCUAUCGCUGUUACUGGCCACUGUAAACCCAACUGUGAACUGACUGUAAUUUUAUGUGCUGUCUCUUCACUGUCACUGAGCAAGAAGAAGGUUGCCUCUGGAAACUAAAAAGGUGGCUUUCUUUCUCUUUCCUGUUUUUUUUUUCUAGGAUGUAGUGACAAGUUGCUGUGCUUGGUUAUCAGAGUUCCUUGAAGCAGACACCUCUGUUCUUAGAGGAAUCAAGGGCGUGGUUUCUGCUGGAGAUCAUUUAGGAAAUCAAGAUGCACUAGAUAAGGAAAGGCAAGUCCAUUAUUCCCUUGAGUUAUAGCCAGGGUCAAUUGUGGAAACAUGUGUAAACACUCAAAGUGCCAGGCUGUAGCGGUCAUUUAGACAAGGUGGUCGUCACUAGGGAGGGUCAAACUGGAGGGAUCUCUCCCUUGGAACAGGUCUAAUUAUUGUUUUGUGGUUUUGUGGCUUGCUCUGGCAUAUCCUGAUCUUUGCUGUGAUUGGUGUUAACAUAACUAACAUUUGGAUUCCUGAAAUGUUUUGGGUGUUCAUGGUUUUCUUAGUAAAGUUGUCACGUCAUGAAGGCAAGUAACUGAGGAAUCCUAUUGUUCUGAUUGAUGGCUGUUGGAUAUAAAGUGACAACAAUCCCACAAACUUUGCAAUGCUAAAAUAAUGCAAAAUUUUAUCACCAAUACAAGGAAAUAAUUAUGUAUUGUUUAUCAAGUUACCCAUGACAGUCACAUAAAUAAUUAUAAAUAAUGGAGACUUUGCGGCUUUCGACUCCUGACUGGUUUAAAUGAUCAUCUAAAAGAAGGGAGGGGAAGAUACAGUAAGCUGAUUUACAUGUAUGAGGCAAUUCAACCAAUUGAUUCAGAUCCAUUUUCAUUGUUUCACAGGUCAAUUUUUACAUCUGUAUGGGGAGCAGAAGCAAACAAGCAAGCUUUAGAACAAUCCAUGAAACAUAAUUGACAAUAAAACUGUUUUAAUUGUUAAAUUUUAAAUAUUAGACUAAAAUACCUGUAUACACACUACUCUCACUCACAAGGUCACAUGUAUAAACUGCUACAGCAGGAAAUGUUUCUUNAGGCAAUUCAACCAAUUGAUUCAGAUCCAUUUUCAUUGUUUCACAGGUCAAUUUUUACAUCUGUAUGGGGAGCAGAAGCAAACAAGCAAGCUUUAGAACAAUCCAUGAAACAUAAUUGACAAUAAAACUGUUUUAAUUGUUAAAUUUUAAAUAUUAGACUAAAAUACCUGUAUACACACUACUCUCACUCACAAGGUCACAUGUAUAAACUGCUACAGCAGGAAAUGUUUCUUUUUUAAUAAUUAUUACACCCCAUAUUAAGCCAGAUACCCUUGCCCUCUUCUGCUCAGGGAGGUGAUUGGCUUGUAAUAAUGAAGAACUAAGUAUUACAUAA
Messenger RNA from Porites evermanni, 3712 nucleotides. NCBI's taxonomy places the organism in Eukaryota, Metazoa, Cnidaria, Anthozoa, Scleractinia, Poritidae. The record is from the annotation of a GenBank genome assembly.